This is a messenger RNA of Ornithorhynchus anatinus (platypus), 2535 nucleotides long. RefSeq names its product dymeclin (gene DYM). The transcript is spliced from 18 exons. Bases 96 to 2276 code for a protein of 726 amino acids. The record is from RefSeq and is a predicted model, not a curated record. Gene Ontology annotation, biological process: Golgi organization. Lineage: Eukaryota; Metazoa; Chordata; Mammalia; Monotremata; Ornithorhynchidae. Gene Ontology annotation, cellular component: Golgi apparatus.
CCUCCUCGUCGUCCUCGUCGGUCCCGGAGAGAGCGGCGGAAGGUGCAUUUUGAAGGGAUGAAGUUUUAAAAGGUGUUUACCUGUCCAGCCGGAAGAUGGGAGCAAACAGCAGCAGCAUUAGUGAGCUUCCUGAAAAUGAAUAUCUAAAGCGAUUGUCUGGGACAGAAUCUGUGUCUGAGAAUGACCCAUUCUGGAAUCAGCUGCUUUCUUUUUCUUUUACUGCACCAACGAACAGUGCUGAGUUGAAGCUUUUGGAGGAAGCAACCAUCUCAGUCUGCAAGUCUCUAGUUGAAAACAAUCCUCGGACAGGAAAUCUCGGAGCGCUGAUUAAGGUCUUCCUUUCUCGAACUAAAGAACUAAAGAUUUCAGCAGAAUGUCAAAACCACCUCUUUAUCUGGCAAGCACACAAUGCCUUGUUUAUCAUUUGUUGUCUGUUAAAAGUGUUCAUCUCUCAGAUGACCGAGGAGGAAAUGCUGCUUCAUUUUUCAUAUGAAGAACAAUCUCCAGGGACAUAUGGUGUUGAAUCUGAAUCUGAAGAUCUUAUAGAAGAGCUGCUUUGCUGCUUGAUUCAGUUGAUCAUUGACAUUCCCCUCUUAGACAUAACGUAUGGAAUUUCACUAGAAGCAGUGUCAACAUUGGUCGUUUUCCUUUCCUGCCAACUCUUCCACAAAGAAAUUCUGAGGGAGAGUAUCAGUCACAAAUACCUGAUGCGUGGUCGAUGUCUUCCUUACACCAGCAGACUUGUGAAAACGUUGCUUUACAACUUCAUCAGACAAGAAAAGAGACCUCCCCCUGGGGCUCACCUCUUCCCCCAGCAGUCCGAUGGUGGAGGCCUGCUUUACGGGCUGGCUUCAGGAGUGGCAACUGGGCUGUGGACGGUCUUCACUCUGGGUGGAGUAGGAAGCAAAUCAACCCCCCAGCAGGAUGAGGCCUCACCUCUAGCCAGUCAAAGUGUCCUGCUUCUGCUCGUGUUGGCUAACCUGACCGAUGCUCCGGAUACCCCAAACCCCUACAGACAAGCCAUUACAUCAUUUAAAAAUACGCAAGAUAGCACUGCUUUUCCCACUUCCAAUCCUCAUGCUUUCCAGAUAAAUUUUAACAGUUUAUAUACAGCUUUGUGUGAACAGCAGAAGUCUGAUCAAGCCACCCUCCUCUUGUACAUGUUACUCCAUCAGAAUAGCAAUGUAAGGACGUACAUGUUGGCUCGUACAGAUAUGGAAAAUCUCGUUUUACCAAUCCUUGAGAUUUUGUAUCAUGUCGAAGAAAGGAAUUCACACCAUGUAUACAUGGCUCUGAUCAUUUUGUUGAUUCUUACGGAAGAUGAUGGCUUCAAUCGAUCUGUCCAUGAAGUGAUACUGAAAAAUAUCACUUGGUAUUCAGAACGGGUUCUAACAGAGAUUUCACUGGGGAGUCUCCUGAUAUUGGUGGUAAUAAGAACAAUUCAGUACAACAUGACAAGAACAAGGGACAAAUAUCUUCACACAAAUUGUUUGGCAGCUCUAGCAAACAUGUCAGCCCAGUUUCGUUCACUUCAUCAAUAUGCAGCUCAGAGGAUCAUCAGUUAUACGAGCCGCCACUUGCGGAGAUAUGUAUAUGUCUUGGACAAACUGUAUUUCCCUCACCCUCACUGCUCUACGCUGCAGCAAUGCUUCUCGACCCUCAGUGACAAUGGAGAGGAACUCUUGUCUUUAACUUGCUCUCACAUUCUAAGAUCCUAUGCUUCCAGCUUAUUUUCUUUGCUGUCUAAAAAACAUAACAAAGUUCUGGAACAAGCUACACAGUCCUUGAGAGGUUCCACAAGCUCUGAUGAUGUUCCUUUGCCAGAUUAUGCCCAGGACCUAAAUGUAAUCGAAGAAGUGAUUCGAAUGAUGUUAGAGAUCAUCAACUCCUGCCUGACAAAUUCUCUCCAUCAUAAUCCAAACUUGGUUUACGCCCUGCUUUACAAACGGGACCUCUUUGAACAAUUUCGUACACACCCUUCAUUUCAGGACAUAAUGCAAAACAUCGACCUGGUGAUCACCUUCUUUAGCUCACGGUUGCAACAGGCUGGAGCUGAGCUGUCGGUGGAACGAGUCCUGGAAAUCAUCAAGCAGGGGGCUGUUGCUCUACCCAAAGACAGACUAAGAAAAUUUCCCGAGCUGAAGUUCAAGUACGUGGAGGAGGAGCAGCCUGAGGAAUUCUUCAUCCCCUACGUCUGGUCCCUGGUGUACAACUCUGCCGUGGCCCUAUACUGGAACCCUCAGGACAUCCAGCUUUUCACGAUGGACUCUGGCUGAUGCAGGCACCCCACCUCCCUCCCCUCCCCUAUUUCCCUAGCCACAAAGCAGCUUUUCUAAAUACCUUAUUCUUGGGGGAAAAGAAAAAAAAAACCCGCCAGACUGUCAGCUCGGGUGCAUACUUCAGACCUGAGGCUUCAGAGGAUGGAGCUUGCUAGCCAUGUACAGUUUGAUUUUGAGACUUGGUACUAGGCUGCAGCAGAAUGCUGAAUGUUGAUCGUGGUGCACAAAAAAGAAAUAAAAAAGUAUAUGUGCAAUA